CUCCCAGCUUCGGAAAGCAGGUGCCAUUGUACUUUACACGUGUUCGCCUCGACUGCUGCGGUCGGUGGUGGCAAAUCCGAUCCUAAGAUGUGACACUUAUGGCAGUGCCACCGCAUCGAGCAAGGACGCAAAGCACAGACCUCUGCCUGGAUGCUUGCACCUGCUCCCCUUGCUCUUUGAAUUAUUAAUGCAGAGCCUCGGAAAUGUCUGUAAAGGAUUCAGGUCUUCAACAGUCCGUAAGCAUUCAUCGGUGCAGAGCAGAACUUUUCACUUAAACAGACUUUCCUGUAGUAUAAGAGUAGCACCUUCUUCGAUAUGUGGAGUUUGAUCUUCUAAGGAAGGAAGCAGCAGUAGUCUCAUAAAGGUGGGCUAAGUUCUGUUAUUAGCGCUUGAAUCAGAAUUUCUGUAAUUGCACCUUACAGCGCAUAUCACUAGUUGUUCCAAGGGUUGACAGCCGUUAAAGGGACUAAGAGCGGAUUCUCGAGAUAGCCAGAGUGCAAUGGACCAGGUUGAAUCUAGAUCCAACUUGCGUGAGAGGCGUUCGAACGUGGAUUCCACCGAGACAGAGGAAGAAAGUGGUGUGUUGAAAGGUUUAAUUUCUGAUACAAUCAGUAGUAAGGCGGAGCGACUUGGACAGGAGGUCAAGAAAGGAUACGAACUUGUCAAGUUUCAAGCUCUGCCUGAACACUUGAGGGAUAACGAAUUUAUUUAUAAGCACUACCGCGCUAAUUGGCCUCUCAGGGAAGCACUUGGAAGCAUCUUCUCCAUCCACAAUGAGACACUCAACAUUUGGACGCAUUUGCUGGGAUUCUUUCUGUUCAUGGGCCUCACAAUCUACACCGCUAUGAAGAUGCCAAGUGUUGGUGAAAUACCCGGAAUGAUGCAACGAAUGUCUAGCUUUCAAUGGAAUUCCGUGACUUCUGAUGAAUUGACCAAUCUUGUGGCUCCCGAGCCACAAAAGCCGAUCAGCAGAUGGCCGUUUUUCGUGUUUCUGAGUGGAGCUAUGUUCUGCUUGCUGUCGAGCAGUAUCUGCCACCUGCUGUUGUGCCACUCUCAACGCGUGGCUAAUCUCCUCCUGAAACUGGACUAUAUCGGCAUCGCCUACUUGAUUGCAGCUUCAUUUUACCCACCCGUGUACUAUACGUUCAUGUGUAAUCCUACACUUCGGAACACAUAUCUUAUUGGUAUCACAUGUCUUGGAUUGCUGACCGUUGCGGUAUCGUUGCUUCCAAUGUUUCAAACUCACCAGUUUCGACCAUUUCGAGCAAUUUUGUUUGCAAGUAUGGGAAUCUCUGGCAUAGUCCCCUGCAUUCACAAGCUGCUGCUCCAUUGGGGUGAACCAGCUGCUCAGACUACCUUCUAUCUUGAACUAACGAUGGGUGGUUUAUAUGGUUUGGGAGCUGUGAUCUAUGCUACCAGAGUCCCAGAGCGAUGGAAACCUGGUCACUUUGAUAUUGCGGGCCACAGUCAUCAGCUUUUCCACAUCUUGGUGGUGGCUGGGGCUCUGACUCACUAUAGAGCUGGGCUUCUGUAUCUCAAGUGGAGAGAUGCACAGGGUUGCGAGGGGAUGUAAGCCUUUGUCUCCGACAGUGCUGGUGUUAUCGUCAGCAACUCUUUGAUGAAAAUUUUAGAAAUCAUUAGUUCCAAUUGUGGCUCCCUCAUUGGACGGCCUCUUUUGACAUUAACUAUGACCGGAUUCAAACACUUGUCAGCUAUUGACUUUAGCAGUAAAGUUGUACAUACGAAGAUGUCUUAACACGAUAUACGUG
Molecule: messenger RNA, 1769 nt
Organism: Marchantia polymorpha subsp. ruderalis
Lineage: Eukaryota; Viridiplantae; Streptophyta; Marchantiopsida; Marchantiales; Marchantiaceae
Source: the annotation of a GenBank genome assembly